Anolis sagrei ordinatus is the source of this 2131-nucleotide messenger RNA. Lineage: Eukaryota; Metazoa; Chordata; Lepidosauria; Squamata; Anolidae. The record is from RefSeq and is a predicted model, not a curated record.
UCUUGUUCCUUCUUCUCUUCCUCCAUUAAGUCCAGACCCUGAGCCAUUCCUUCCCUUCCUUCUCCAUCUUCCUUCGGGACUGAAGCCCACUUCCUAGCCUGAAAUCAACUCCUCUUCUUCUCCCUCCUUCUCCUCUUCCUCUCUCAUUCCUCCUCCUCUUCUUCUUCCAUUGAGUACAUACCAGAGCUAUUCCUUUUCUUCCUUCGGAAGUGAAGCCCACUUUCCAGCUCUUCUCCUUCUUCCUCCGUUUCUCUUGUCUCCUUCUUCUCUUCCUUCGGGACCUCAGGAAGGAGGCCUCGGGCUGCUCGGAAAGAGGGGCGGCCUCCCCACGGAUGCACCGAGCUUUCUGAGGUGAGAACAUCACAACAAGGAGAGAUUCGGGGUUUUUCCUCUUCUCCUUCUUCCUCCUUUUCUCUUGUCUCCUUCUUCUCUUCCUUCGGGACUUAAGGAAGGAGGCCUCGGGCUGCUCGCAAAGAGGGGCGGCCUCCCCACGGAUGAGCCGAGCUUUCUGAGGGGAAGGUGCCAGGAUGCCCCGCCCGGGCCGCAACACCUACAGCGACCAGAAGCCUCCUUACUCGUACAUCUCUCUGACGGCCAUGGCCAUCCAGAGCUGCCCGGAGAAGAUGCUCCCCUUGAGCGAGAUCUACAAGUUCAUCAUGGACCGCUUCCCUUACUACCGGGAGAACACGCAGCGGUGGCAGAACUCGCUCCGGCACAACCUCUCCUUCAACGACUGCUUCAUCAAGAUCCCGCGGCGGCCGGACCAGCCGGGCAAGGGCAGCUUCUGGGCGCUGCACCCUUCCUGCGGGGACAUGUUCGAGAACGGCAGCUUCCUGCGGCGGAGGAAGCGCUUCAAGGUGCUCAAGGCCGACCCGCUGGGCGCCUCCUCGGGGGCCGGGCCCAACGCCGUCUUGGCCGCCAAGCCCUCGGAGGCGGCGGCGGCGGCGCAGUACUUGCAGCAACAGGCCAAGCUCCGGCUGAGCGCCCUGGCGGCAGCGGCAGCGGCUGCCUCUCACCCCUUGCCGCCUCCCAUGGGCCCCCCUUUCCACGCCUCGCCUCCUUCCAGCUUCAAGCACCCCUUCGCCAUUGAGAACAUCAUCGCCCGAGAGUACAAGAUGCCCGGCGGGUUGGCCUUCUCCGCUGCCAUGCAGCCCAUGCCCGGGGCGUACCCCUUGCCCAACCAACUGGCGGCUGUGCCAACCGCUUGGUCCCAAGUCUACGGCUCUGGGGGAAUGCUAGAGUCCGGAGGAGGAACAGAGUAUGGCUACGGGGUGCCACUCAAGCCCUUGUGCCACUCAGGAGGAGGAGGAGGGCCCACUCUGCCCGCCAUUCCGGUGCCCAUCAAAGCCACCCCGGCUUCAGGCCAGUCCUUGCCCCUUCCGGCCAUCCUCUCGCACUCGCCGCCUUCGCUCAGCCCGCCCAGCGCCGCCAGCCAGAGCAGCCCGGCCACUCCGAGCCAAACGGUGCUCCACGCCGUCGUCGCCGUCCACUGACCAAGCCUUCCUUCUCCCAGACCCGUCUAUUCUUUCUUUUGACUCCCCUCCGUGUCGUGGACAGCUCUGUGACUUGUUUGGGACCUCCCCCAAGACAACUUUUCCCUCAAAUUCUGGAAAUGUGGAAGGAACAAACCAAGCGCGCGAAGGGCGGUAUUGCCAGGACGCACGGGACGAGUGUUUGGGUCCGCUGUGGGCGAACGGAGCCCUCCUCUCACCCCCCCACGAAGGACAGCAAUAAAGGGAGGUCCCCUUCUGACCCACACCAACUCUCGCCCCCAUAGACCCCUCCCACGUCGAGAUACGGGAGGAGAAAGUGGAGCCGCGGGUGGAUUUGGUCAGGGCGCACUGAAGGUGCCUGGACAGAACGAAGAACUGAUGUUUAGGGGCUCCUCUAUUGACUUCACACCUCCCACGAAGGACAGCAAUAAAGGGAGGCCCCCUUGUGACCCACACCAACCCUCGCUCCUCCCACGCGGAGAUACCGAAGGAGAAAGUGGCACCGCGGGUGGAUUUGGUCAGGGCGCACUGAGGUGCCUGGACUGAUGUUUAGGGGCUCCUCCACUGACUUCCCACCCCCACGAAGGACAGCAAUAAAGGGAGGCUCCCUUAUGACCCACACAAACACUUGCCCCCAU